AUGUCAGCAACGCCUCGAAAGCCUGGAACCCCCGGCAGUUCCAGCAAAUCAUCGCCCGCAGAUCCGCACCCAGCCAACGGGUCCACCACACGAGGACAUGCACGCUCGCCCAGCGCUGCGAGUAAUGGUCACAACCGUUCCCCCUCUUUGAGAAACUCGACCCCUGUUUCUGCCCGUGCCGCUGCGAGAAAACCCGGCCGAUCCAAUUUGAGCAUGUCCAACGUCCCACGGAUUUCCAACGACCCUUCCGAGGAGGAGGCGCGGGCCCAAAAUGCGGCCCUCAUCGAGGAGCUGCGGGAGCAACUCCAGAAAGCCGAGACGGCCUCCGAGCAGUAUCAAAAGCAACUUGGCGUCCUGCAAAUGCGCUUAGACGAAGCGAUUAGUGAACAGAGCAAGCUAGAAGAUCAAGCUCAUGAGCGAGACACCCGGAUUGAGACUUUGAGCAGUGAGAUCCGGGAGCAGAGUCGUCAAAUCCGGGAUAUGGAACAGAAUCAUGAUCAGGAGCGGAACGCGAUGCUGCAGGAGAAGGAGCAACAGGCCAGCCGGGAAGAAGAAUUGCAGGCCACCAUCCAGCGCCUGAAGGGAGCGGUGGCGCAGAAAGAUAUGCGCAUCAAUACUGAAGGUGACCGCCACCAAGUCUCACGAUCUUCAAGUUUCCGGAACCGAGCCUCCCCGGACCUGGAUGCUCAAUUCGCCCCCUCCUCCCAACUCGAGCGCAGCCCCUCCCGCAAUAAUUCCAACCUUCUCCUCCAGAAAGAUAAGUUGAUUGAAUCGCUGCGCCUGGAGCUGGCAGAGUCACAGAUCAAACUUGUGGAGAUGGAGAAUAAAGGUGGGGGCCAGCAGCGCGAGUUAGAGAAGGAGCUUUUGGAUGCUCGCAUGGCUAAUGCACGCCUUAUGGAAGACAAUGAAAGCUACCAAUUGCUACUCAGUGAAAAGACCCUUACCGGCGAUUUCACUAAGGGCGAUUUCAUGCGAGAUGUUCAUCCUGGAAAGAGUUCCAGUGGCGGGCUAGGAUCCUUGGCUGACGAGCUCGAAUCUGUGGAUGAAGAAGCCGCCGAAGGAGACCCGAUACGCAAGGUUGACGGAGAGCUAAAGAACCUCAAGGACCAAAACAAAGCCUUGACACUUUACAUUGAGCGCAUAAUUAGCCGUGUCCUACAGCAUGACGGUUUUGAGCAUGUUCUGGAUCGCAAUGAUGACGAUGAACCCAAGAGCGAUAAAGCAGCAGGCAGUGAGAAAGAAUUGCCUCCCACACCUCCUGAGAAGGACGAGCAGGCAAAUCAGACCUUCCUGCAGCGGGCCAAAUCUGUUGUUUCGGGCCACCCCCCUCGCUCUCAGCCCCAGCCCCGAUCUCGUCCGACCAGCAUGAUGCCCCCGCCUUCCAUCCCACAUACCAAUGCAAACGAGAACCCGGACACUGCCCCCAGUAUUCCAAUUCGCGCUCAGUCAAUGAGGGCAGGUCAUCGUCGCGCCCGGUCCGAGCAGGUUGAUCCGAGUGCUGCCUCUGUUGUAGGUGCGAUGUACCGCGGACGAAACUCCGGUGGCCCAAUGAGCCCUACAGCCAUGGGGCCAGGGUCACGCCAGAGCAUGUUCUCAGGAACUCCUAGCUACGUAUCUAGCAUGAGUCGUGCGCCGUCCAUGUCCAGCCAACCAGACUAUAUCGGACGUAGCAGCUCCCCAAGCGUUACAAGUGAUAUGCUCGGAGACAAUUCCUCAACGGGAGCAACCUCCAGCCCUCCACGUUCAAGCAGCGGCAUGACCAAUUAUACCGGCGCUGUGAUGACGCAGAAUAAACUGCGACCCCUGCGUCUUGUGAGCGAUGCAGCCAAACUCGAAGAAGAGGAGGCUGCGCGCAAGAGGGCGAACCGCGCGAGCUGGAUUCCGUGGUUUAACAAAGCCAACCCGGAGGAGCAGACCCAGCCUUAG
Penicillium pulvis is the source of this 1926-nucleotide messenger RNA. RefSeq lists its product as uncharacterized. NCBI's taxonomy places the organism in Eukaryota, Fungi, Ascomycota, Eurotiomycetes, Eurotiales, Aspergillaceae. The record is from RefSeq and is a predicted model, not a curated record. Bases 1 to 1926 code for a protein of 641 amino acids. The transcript is spliced from 2 exons.